CUUUCUCUGGCCUCUUCUUGGAAGACCGGGCUUCGCCGCGAGCUCGUCUUCGACCAUCAUCGGCGCGUUUUCCGGUAGAUCGGACGGCAGAGGGUUGAUAAUCGGAGUUGAGGAAAGGUAUGCAGGCGGAUCAGACGGUCAUUAGCUUGAGGCCUGGAGGUGGAGGCAACCGAAGCAGCAGGCUCCUUGUCCCGCGCUUCGAAUCCGCUGCCUUCGCUGCCGCUGGUGGAUCGCCGGCUGAUGCCCUCCGUCCUCAUGGUGCCGCCGCCAAUCUCAAGUCUGGGGAUGCGCGGUUUGAUGGCGGUGAUCGCGUCCGUUACACCAGGGAUCAACUUUUGCAGCUCAGGGAGAAUGUUGAUGUACCAGAAGCCAUUCUGAAAGUUAAACAAGGGAUUGAGUCUGAAUUAUUUGGUGAAGAACAGAACUGGGCUCGUGGUGACAUAAACAUCCAAAAUCAAUCUCAGAGUCGUUAUUCUGAGCCAGACAAUCGGGAUUGGCGUGGAAGAUCAGGACAAUCGCCCUCUGUUGGAGAGGAGAGGAACUGGAAUGAUAACAAAGACUCAUUUGCAUCCAAUUCUAGAAAUGAUAUUAAUCAUCUUAGUUCACAAUUUUCCUCAAGGGCUCAAGUUUCUUCCAAUCAAGGGCCUGGGACAACUCCUGCACUAAUUAAGGCUGAAGUGCCGUGGUCUGCGCGACGUGGCAGUCUCUCUGAAAAAGAAAGGGUUUUGAAGACGGUGAAAGGUAUUUUAAACAAGCUUACACCAGAGAAAUUUGAUGUUCUCAAGGGACAGCUAAUUGACUCAGGAAUUACUUCAACUGAUAUUCUGAAGGAAGUCAUUAAACUCAUAUUUGACAAAGCUGUUCUAGAGCCUACCUUUUGCCCCAUGUAUGCUCAACUGUGCUCUGAUCUUAAUGAAAAGCUUCCUUCAUUCCCUGCCGAGGAACCUGGUGGGAAAGACAUUACAUUCAAACGAGUGCUCUUAAAUAUUUGCCAAGAGGCAUUUGAAGGUUCAGACAAUCUAAGGGCUGAAAUAAGAAAGAUGACUGAUCCGGAUCAAGAAUUGGAGCGCAAGGAUAAGGAGAGAAUGGUCAAGUUGCGGACCCUUGGGAAUAUACGCCUUAUUGGGGAGCUGUUGAAGCAAAAGAUGGUUCCAGAGAAGAUUGUUCAUCACAUUGUCCAGGAAUUGCUGGGACCUGAUGCCAAGGUUUGCCCUGAAGAGGAAAAUGUUGAGGCUAUCUGUCAAUUUUUCAAUACCAUUGGCAAGCAGUUGGAUGAAAGCCCAAAAUCUCGCCAUUUCAAUGAUUCAUAUUUUAACCGGCUGAAGGAACUCGCAAAAAAUCCUCAGCUUGCACCUCGUUUGAAGUUUAUGGUCCGCGAUGUCCUUGAUUUGCGUGCCAAUAAGUGGGUCCCCCGGCGUGAGGAGGUGAAAGCCAAGACCAUUUCUGAAAUCCAUAGCGAGGCAGAAAAGAAUCUUGGACUUCGUCCCGGAGCAGCGGCAAAUAUUAGAAAUGGUCGGAACGCCGCUGCCAUGGGCAGCCUUAGCCCAGGUGCCCGACCUGGGACCGGGGGCAUGAUGCCCGGGAUGCCAGGAGCAAGAAGGAUGCCUGGGAUGCCAGGGUUAGAUGGAGAUGAUUGGGAGGUUCCACGAACCAAAUCCAUGCCAAGAGGUGACCAAUCUCGCAUCCAGUCUCCCUUGGUCAGCAAAGCAUCAACAACAAACACUAGGCUACUUCCUCAAGGUAGUGGUGGUCUGAUUAGUGGUAAGACUAGUGCAUUGUUGCAGGGUGGCGGUGUUCAACAAGCUCGUCAAUCCAAUCUCAUCUCUGGGAAUGUGGAGCCUGCUACUCAAAACCUUUCGCCCUCGAUGCCUUCAAAUCGGGUGACAUCUCCAGCUCCAUCCCCUCAGAAAGCUAGCACUGCACCCAAAGCAAACCCUAAUGAAUUGCGCAAGAAGACGAUCUCUCUUUUGGAAGAGUAUUUCCACAUCCGUAUCCUUGAUGAAGCACUGGAGUGUGUGAAGGAGUUGCAGAGCGCUGAGUAUCAUCCUGAAGUUGUCAAGGAAGCCAUCAACCUUGCUCUGGACAAGGGAUCAAGUUUUGUGGAUCCCACUGUCAAGCUCUUGGAGUUUUUGUAUUCUAAAAAGGUAUUCACCGCACAGGACUUAAGGGCGGGCUGUAUGCUUUACGCGUCAAUGUUGGAUGAAAUUGCAAUUGACUUGCCUAAAGCGCCGGUUUGUUUUGGGGAAGUUCUUGGCAAUCUGAUUUUGGCAGGCGGGCUGGCUUUCAAAACAAUGGUGGAGGUACUGAAUAAGGUAGAAGACACGUUUUUCCGGUCGGUGAUAUUCAAUGCCAUAAUGAAAACUAUAGAAUCCAGCUCGUCAGGCCAGGCCAUAACAGGAGAGCAAGCGGCCGAGAUCAAGGUGUGUGAGAGCCUACUUUCUUGAAUUAAUGCAGUGGCCCUGAGUUCGCCUCUUUUUAACUUCUGUACUCUUUUGUUAAACCAAACUCUUUGCCUUUCUCUUCUAUUUCAUUUGUCCGUCUUUCCUCUUUUUCCCCUUGAGGUGAGCAACUUGUUACAAUUUGCCUAAAAUGGAGCUGUGAGAGCUGUUAAUCUUAUGACUUUGUAUAUUUUGCGAGGUCACAUAAGUGUUAUUAUUUCUUUAUUAUGUAGGGAAAGAAGCACCAUGGAUUUUGUUCAAUGGUGGUUUUGCCCCGUCUAAGUAUUCAAAAACAAGGCUUAAUAGCAGCAAAUAUUUAAUUUGUCAA
Molecule: messenger RNA, 2766 nt
Organism: Dioscorea cayenensis subsp. rotundata (Guinea yam)
Lineage: Eukaryota; Viridiplantae; Streptophyta; Magnoliopsida; Dioscoreales; Dioscoreaceae
Product: eukaryotic translation initiation factor
Exons: 9
Coding region: 120-2444 (774 amino acids)
Cellular component (GO): eukaryotic translation initiation factor 4F complex
Molecular function (GO): mRNA binding; translation initiation factor activity; protein binding
Source: RefSeq, a predicted model, not a curated record